Messenger RNA from Scedosporium apiospermum, 2265 nucleotides. Its product is annotated as Raffinose synthase sip1. The record is from RefSeq and is a predicted model, not a curated record. Lineage: Eukaryota; Fungi; Ascomycota; Sordariomycetes; Microascales; Microascaceae. The transcript is spliced from 7 exons. The coding region runs from base 1 to 2265 and encodes 754 amino acids.
AUGGGUGACGGUACACUCAUCGUUCAGUCCGCCAGGGGCGCUACAUACGACUCUGGGGAGGACCUUUCAGAUAUAGUGAAGAAUCUCAACCCUAGAUGGGCCGUUCGCUCCCGGGUCAGCCAGACCCCAGGAACCCGUCUCUGGUCUCUUAGUGCUACAGUUGACCAAACCCAGGGCGAUAAGUCUACAGAGGAGGAUAUCCCUCUGGGUCUUCCAUGGGGCGACUUUAUAAGAUGGUUCUCGCUUGCGCGGAUCUCCAACCCAUGGAUAGCUCCCGUCCACGGCAAGACCCGGUUCGACUUGAAUCGUGACGGCGUAAUCUCGUCUUUCCUAAAUCCACAGGGCCAGCAUUUGGUCAUCCUGGCCCUUUCGGGACUACGGAAUGUCUCGACGAGUCUUCAAUCUGAUGAGGCUGGAAACGUUGUAGCGAGAGUUAUUAGUGAUAGCAAUGCCAAAGAAGAAGCAACUAUUCUAGUCGCGAUGGGCGACGACUUUCGAAGAGCAAUGGCGGCGACAAUGUACCAGGCCCGAGACCUUGUAGUAGCCCUGGCAUAUGAAGACGCGCAACGGCAGCCUGGAGUAUCUGAAUUCGAUGGUCCUGUCCGGCCAGAGUGGCGCGAGGAUUGGUAUGAUGGAUUGGGUUACUGCACCUGGAACUCCCUGGGCCAGCAGUUGACCGACGACAAGAUAUUUCAAGCACUAGAGAAGCUUCGAUCCAGUAAUCUAAAAGUCUCAAAUCUGAUAAUCGACGACAACUGGCAGUCCAUUGACCACCGAAGCGACGACCAAUUCGAAAACGGCUGGCUCGAUUUCGAAGCAGACUCUCGAUACUUCCCCCGAGGACUGAGAUAUACUAUCCGCCGUAUCCGUGAAGAGAAUCCUCAUAUUCAGCAUGUUACAGUCUGGCAUGCACUGUUCGGUUACUGGGGCGGCAUCUCUCCUAAUGGAAGGCUAGCGAAGUCCUACGAAACCGUUGAUAUCAUGCAGCGACGCGGAAUAGGGGAAGACCCAGGCCAAAUAAAGACAACUACUGUGAUUGCGAAGGACGAUAUUUCUCGAUUCUACCAAGACUUUUACAGGUUCCUUUCCCUGUCCGGCGUGGACGGCGUCAAGACCGACGCGCAAUUUAUGGUCGACACCUUAACUUCGUCGUCCUCUCGGAGAGAACUCACGAAUGCCUACCUCGACUCCUGGAAUAUCUUGUCCAUUCGUAGAUUUGGCAACAAGUCUAUCUCCUGCAUGUCCCAGGUGCCUCAAAUCAUGUUCCAUACCCAGCUACCACACAACAAACCUCAAAUAGUCUGCCGAAACUCCGAAGACUUCUUUCCGGAUGUGCCCUCAUCUCACCCGUGGCACAUAUGGGCGAAUGCUCAUAACAGUAUCCUCACGCGAUACCUAAACGUCCUGCCUGAUUGGGACAUGUUCCAGACAGUUCACGACUAUUCAGCUUACCACGCUGCGGCGCGCUGCGUAAGCGGCGGCCCAAUAUACAUCACUGAUGUGCCGGGAGAUCAUAACCUCUCCCUUAUUCAAGAGAUGACGGGCCAGACUAUUCGCAGGAGGACGGUGAUAUUCCGUCCUAGUGUUGUUGGCCAAGCCAUUGAUCCGUACAUCGGCUAUCAUGACGACGUAUUGCUAAAAGUUGGUAGCUAUAACGGUGGCUCUGAGACUGGAACUCCCAUCCUCGGGGUAUUCAACGUCUCGUCUCGCCGGCUCACCGAACUCAUCCCCUUGGCUUCCUUCCCCGGAAUCGGCAGCUUCUGCCGCUACGUCGUAACCGCUCAUGCGGCUCAUACCAUCAGCCGCCCCAUCAAACUUGACGACCCCUCGGCCCUCCUCACCGUCGUCCUUGACGUCCGCGGUUACGAAAUCUUUACGGCGUAUCCGACACUAUCCUUUAACCCCGGUGAGAAUAAAGAGGUACUUGUUGCCAACUUGGGACUGCUGGGUAAGAUGACGGGUGCUGCGGCCGUGGCCGGAAGCAAAUUCCACGUUGCGGCGAAUGGGAGACUUCAGCUCGACACGGAUCUCAAGGCUCUUGGUACUCUAGGCAUCUACAUCUCCCAUCUCCCAACCUUAACCAUUGACGACGACUUCAUCGCCACCAUUUCCGGGAGAAUCAUCCCACCGGGCACCGUCUCCAUCAGCAAACGCGACGAACACGUCCUGGAAAUCGACAUCGAGACUGCUUGGAAGGAAGUCGGCCAGCCCGUUGGCUGGAGCAAUGAGGUUGACGUUCGGGUUUACUUUACGUUGAAGAAAUAG